Messenger RNA from Microthlaspi erraticum, 246 nucleotides. The record is from the annotation of a GenBank genome assembly. NCBI's taxonomy places the organism in Eukaryota, Viridiplantae, Streptophyta, Magnoliopsida, Brassicales, Brassicaceae.
AUGUGUGAUUGUGAUAGAUCUUUGCCACAAUCAUUGGUGUUGGACUGUAGGGAGAUUGGAUGGAUGCAAACUGAUGAAGAUCAGGGCCGGUUUGGUGAAUGGGAGACUUCCUCAUGUGAUAUUGGUCGCUCCAGGAAGUCAUUUCCAUCCGGAGUUCGCGCCUAUGCCGUGAUUUGGUUUUGUCGGCCAUUUGGUUGCACCGCGGACGACCGGAUGGGGCUCUUCUGUAUAUCUCCUGAACCGUGA